AUGGCCGCCAACUCCCUGGGCGCGUGCUGCGAGCCGGGCGGCCGUGCGCUGGCCGAGUCCGGCCCCGCCGCGCCCGCGCAGGCGCCCGUCUACUGCCCGGUCUACGAGGGCCGGCUGCUGGCCACGGCGCGCCACGAGCUCGGCUCGGCGGCGCUUGGCGUCUACGGGGGCCCCUACGCCGGCGCGCAGGGCUACGGCAACUACGCCGCCUACAGCUCCGAGGCGUCGGCCUUCUACUCGCUGAACAGCUUCGACUCUAAGGAUGGGUCAGGAUCCACUCACGCGGGGCUCGCACCAGCCGCAGCCGCCUACUACCCCUACGAGCCAGCCCUGGGCCAGUACCCCUAUGACAGGUAUGGGACCAUGGACAGCGGCACGCGGCGCAAGAAUGCCACACGGGAGACCACCAGCACGCUGAAGGCCUGGCUGCAGGAGCACCGCAAAAACCCGUACCCCACCAAGGGCGAGAAGAUCAUGCUGGCCAUCAUCACCAAGAUGACCCUCACGCAGGUCUCUACCUGGUUCGCCAAUGCACGCCGGCGCCUCAAGAAGGAGAAUAAGAUGACAUGGCCACCCAGGAACAAGUGCUCUGAGGAGAAGCGAUCCUAUACAGAGGGUGAAGAGGCAGGCGAGGAGGAAGAGGAGGCCAGAGAGGAGCCGAUUAAAAGUGCCAAGAGUGAAGUGGCCGAGCCUGCAGGCAAAGAGGACAAGGAGUUAGAACUCAGCGACCUGGAUGACUUUGACCCGCUGGAGACAGAGCCCCAGGAGUGUGAGCUGAAGGCAUCCUUCUCAGCCCUGGACAGCGGCACCCUGGAGCGUGUCCCCGCCCAGCCAGAGGGCCCCGCCCCUCUCCCGGGAGCUCAAGGCAAGGAGGCCUCGGGCACCCUUCGGAUGUCCCUGGCUGCCUCCAGAGGGGGCACUGCUCUAGAGGAGGACUUGGAGAGGGCGCGGAUCUGCCUCCGGAGCUCAGUGGCUGGGCCAGAGCCACAGCCGGGCACAGAGGGCAGCCCUGGGGCCUGCGAGGCUAAGAUGGGCUUUGUACCUGCGGGGGCGUCAGCAAGCCUGGAGACCAAGCCGCGCAUUUGGUCACUGGCCCACACAGCUACUGCUGCCACAGCCGGUGCCCUGAACCAGACGGAGUAUCCCUCGUGCAUGCUCAAGCGCCAAGGUCCCACCGCCCCUGCAGGCGUGUCCUCGACGCCCUCUGCAUCCUCACCCACAAUCCCAGCCCCCGCGGUGGUCCUGGACAGGCACCAGGACUCCCCAGUGACCAGCCUCAGAAACUGGGUGGAUGGGGUCUUUCACGACCCCAUCCUCAGGCACAGCACUUUGAACCAGGCUUGGGCCACAGCCAAGGGUGCCCUCCUAGACCCAGGACCACUGGGACGCACCCUGGGGGCCAGCGGGAACGUGCUGACUGCGCCACUAACCCGAGCCUUCCCGCCCACUGCACCCCAGGAUACCCCAGCUGCUGGCUCCCCUAGAGAGCUUCUGGCACUGCCCAAGGUGGGCGGCAAGCCCUUCUGCACCUGAGCCGUGGGUCGAGCAGGGAGGGCAGGGCUCUCUCCUGAGAGUCCAAAGGAAGGCGAGGCCCAGGGAGAGAGAGAGAGGAGCCAGGCUUUGGCGCAGAGCCCUACCUUCCUCCCACUCGCUCCCUGGCCCCACCUGGUCCCGAGUCUGCUUUCCCGAGCCUUCCCGAACUCGAACCUGCCUGAAGGCGCUCGGAGUGUGGGAGCCCCAGGCAUAAAGUUUACGUCCAAAGUUUACAUGGAGAAGGCGUUGGGCUCCAGACAUUUGCGGCGGCUGCCUGGCGUAGAGCAGCGCACAGCACACUCCCGACUCCAUCCUACCCACGGCGCUCACAACAGCACCUCCACCGACCUCACACUGCUGCACACUGUUGACCAGAAACAGUUAUGCUUUUUUUAAAUGUUAUGUGCACACCAGUAAUUGCCUGCUUCAGAGAGAGGCUGAUAUAACAAAACAAAUAAAACCUUG
Molecule: messenger RNA, 1998 nt
Organism: Octodon degus (degu)
Lineage: Eukaryota; Metazoa; Chordata; Mammalia; Rodentia; Octodontidae
Gene: Irx4
Product: iroquois homeobox 4
Exons: 4
Coding region: 1-1533 (510 amino acids)
Biological process (GO): neuron differentiation; cell development; regulation of transcription by RNA polymerase II
Cellular component (GO): nucleus
Molecular function (GO): RNA polymerase II cis-regulatory region sequence-specific DNA binding; DNA-binding transcription factor activity, RNA polymerase II-specific
Source: RefSeq, a predicted model, not a curated record